UAUGCGGGGUAUUGUGAGUGGUUUGUAGCUGUCUAGCUGAAUGAUUGGAUAAAUGAACAAUAAUGAUGGUCUCUCCAUCGUUCUCUCUGCCUGGCCCCCGUUACAUCUCUCACUCCUGUCUCCCCACAGGAUGGAGGUGGAGGGCUGGGACUCUGGUCUGGAGGAGGAGCUGGGUGUGUCUCUGGAGGAGCUGAGUAAGUGGAUUGAGGAGGAGGUGGAGAGGAGCGAGGCAGUCCGCCAGAGGAAGGCCCAGCUGGCUGAGCUCAAAGAAUGGGUGGAGCAGAAAGAGAAGGAAGAGGAGGUGGUGGACAAACUCUUCAACAAUGCCAACCAGUCCAUAGUGGAGUGUGAGGCUCUGGUGAAGUCCACCUACAGUAAAAUGGGUCUGGUCUACAAGGAGAGCUCUUCAGAGGAUGAGGGUGGAGUGGGAGGGGUCCAGUCCUCUGAUGUCAUAGAAAUUGACGAUGAUGAUGACGAUGAUGAUGUCAUCGCUGUGGGCUUACUGGUUCCACCCAAGAAACCUGGGAUACCUGUCCAUGAUGCAAUGUUUAAGGAGGCGUCGGCAGCUCUCCAGCGUUCCUCCCAGCAGGUGUUGAAGCUGGCCCAGACAGUCAACAAGAACUCUUCUUCCGGGCCUGCUAUACAACAGCCAGGUGGCCCAGUGCCCAUGCCAGCAGUGUUUGUGUCCCAGGCCACACCCAGAAACACACCCACCCAGCCUAACCCCUCCCUGAAGGAUGAUGAAAUCAGACUGGAGAUGAGUCUUCUGGGAAAGAAACGCACCAAGACCUGGCACAGCGGAAUGCUCAUCGCCAUCAACCCUGUCGGUAAUGGUUACAGUAAGUACAAGGUGAAGUUUGAGAACAAGGGGAAGAGUCUACUGUCUGGGAACCACAUAGCGUUUCACUACCACCCCACCCUGGAGAGGCUAUACGUGGGAGCCAGGGUGGUCGCCAAGUACAAGGACGGCAACCAGGUCUGGCUCUACGCUGGCAUCGUGGCAGAGAUGCCCAACAACAAGAACCGCAUGAGGUUCCUGAUCUUCUUUGACGACGGUUAUGCCUCCUACGUGACCCUGCCUGAGCUCUAUCCUGUCUGCAGACCAAUGAAGCGUACAUGGGAGGACAUAGAGGAUGCAUCGUGUAAAGACUUCAUAGAGGAAUAUAUAACGUCAUACCCCAACAGGCCCAUGGUGCUGCUGAAGGCGGGCCAGGUCAUCAAGACAGAGUGGGAGGGGACAUGGUGGAGGAGCAGAGUGGAGGAGGUGGACGGCAGCCUCGUCAAGAUCCUCUUCCUGGAUGACAAGCGUAGUGAGUGGAUCUACCGCGGUUCAACCAGGCUGGAGCCCAUGUUCAACCUGAAGACCAACUGUGCCAACACCCAGGAGAAGAAGAUGGCUGGCCAGCAGAGGACACGCCCCAGCAUGGGAGCAUUGAGGACCAAGGGCCCCGUGGUCCAGUAUCACAGUGGGGGGAACACCAUAACCCCCAGUGGGACCCCCACUAAAUCCCCCCAUCCCCUCUCCCCACCCUCCUCUAUCCCUCCUACACCCUCCCAGCCCAAUCAGCUUGCACGAACAGAUCCUAAGUAUCAGAUGGCUAAGAAGAGUACUUCUCCAUACAUUCCCACGCCAGGAGGCUCUCGCACUGGAUUGGCCAGUAAUAGCCACGCCCCUAAAGCCAUGCAGCCCCAACCUCCAACUGGUUCUCCUGGAAACUCAUCCAGGAAUCUAUUCGUAACACUACUUCACUCUCGCACCCCCCUCCAGAAUGUAUGUCCUUCAGACUGGCAACAUCCAGACUCUCACGUCCCUACAGCCUAUCCAACACCAGCAGCAGUCUCUGCCCCUCCUCCCCAAGCCCCUCCCACUGCCCCCGCACCUGCAGUGACCCCAUACACCUUCAGUAAUGACCGGAUUCCCCACGAGCCCUCGUACCGCGCCCCCACAGACCGCAUCUUCUACCUGCCUCACACCUGCCAGCCUGCUUGUCUCAACCGUAUCCGGCCCUCCAGACCAGAUAUGCACCGGGGCAGGAACCCCCUGCUCACCCCUCUACUGUACGAGUUCAGACGCAUGACGGGCCGACGGAGAGUCAACCGCAAGAUGUCGUUCCAUGUGAUCUACAAGUCUCCUUGUGGGCUGUGUCUGCGCAGCAUGGCAGAGAUCCAGCGCUACCUGUUCCAGACGCGCUGUGACUUCAUCUUCCUGGAGAUGUUCUGCUUGGACCCCUAUGUCCUGGUAGACCGGCGCUUCCAGCCCCAGAAGCCUUACUACUACAUCCGAGACAUCACCAACGGCCGCGAGGACAUUCCCCUGUCCUGCGUCAACGAGAUCGACAUCACACCACCCCCCGACGUGGCCUACAGUAAGGAGCGUAUCCCUGAAGACGGAGUGUUCAUCAACACCAGUCCUGAGUUCCUGGUGGGCUGUGACUGUACCGACGGCUGCAGGGACAAGUCCAAGUGUUCGUGUCACCAGCUGACCCUGCAGGCCACAGCCUGUACCCCUGGAGCACAGAUCAACCACACGGCUGGAUACACACAAAAGAGACUGGAGGAGUGUUUGCCCACCGGGAUUUAUGAGUGUAAUAAGCGUUGUAAGUGCUGCAGUCAGAUGUGUACUAACCGUCUGGUGCAGCACGGUCUGCAGGUGAGGCUGCAGCUCUUUAAGACCCAGAACAAAGGCUGGGGUAUCCGCUGUCUGGACGACGUGGCCAAGGGGUCCUUCGUCUGUAUCUACGCAGGUAAGAUUCUGACAGAUGACUUUGCGGACAAGGAGGGUCUGGAGAUGGGUGAUGAGUACUUUGCUAACCUGGACCACAUAGAGAGUGUGGAGAACUUCAAGGAAGGGUAUGAGAGUGAGGCCCACUGUUCAGACAGUGACGGGAGCGGGGUGGACAUGUCCAGGCUGAAGAACCCCCCCUCGUCCUCCCUGGCUUUGCAGAACAAGACCCUUCCCAAACCCCCCCAGAGAACCAAUGCUGCCAACCCCGCUGGCAAAGCGCGGGGUGCUGGUGGCGACUCCUCUAAGGAUGGGGAUAGUGAUGAAGAGUCAAACAACGACAAAAGUUCAGACGACACGUUUGUGAAGGACCCCUACUACAGCUCCAGCUCUGUGUGGAGGAGCUACACCACCCGUCGCCAGGCCAAGGGCGUCAUGGAAGGGAGCCAGGACAGUAAGGAUGGGAUGAGUGUGUCAGUGGGGGGGAAGGAGGACAGGAAGCCACCCCCCAUGCCAGAGGAGAGUGGGAAGAGUAAAGUAGCGUCCUGGCUCACCAACCAACCCUCUACCUCCCAGGCCACCGUUAAGAUGGAGGGACUGAAGAUCGAGAAGAAGGAGCCCGGAGACCAGAAAAGUCAACAAUCAGUGAAGACGGAGGGGGGGAAGAGACAGGAUGUGAUGACGCUGUCGGACAGUGAUGACGUCCAGACAAUCAGCUCUGGAUCUGAUGACAACAAGGAGAGAGAGAAACGCACACAGGGUGAAGAUGGGGGAGGUGCGGUGAAGAGGCAGGUGGCUGUGAAGUCCACGCGAGGCAUUGCUCUGAAGAACUCCCAUGGCCUGAUGGUGAAGACUGGAGGGGCUGGGAUGGGGCCAGGGGGAGGCCCGGGGGGCCACGGAGGGGCACAGGGUAAGGGUGGGGACGGGGGAGACAGUGGACCUAAAAACACACGGCAGUUCUUCGAUGGCGAGGAGUCCUGCUACAUCAUCGACGCCAAGCUGGAGGGCAACCUGGGGCGCUACCUCAACCAUAGCUGCAGUGCUAACCUGUUUGUCCAGAAUGUGUUUGUAGACACACACGAUCUACGUUUCCCCUGGGUAGCCUUCUUCGCUAGCAAGCGUAUCCGGGCGGGGACAGAGUUGACAUGGGACUAUAACUACGAGGUUGGCAGUGUGGAGGGAAAGGAGCUACUGUGCUGCUGUGGCUCAACAGAGUGCAGAGGAAGACUGCUAUAAGAGGCCCUCUAUACCUCCAUCUCAUCCCUCUAUUUCUUCAUCUUAUCUCGGAGUGCAGAGGGAGUUCUGCUGGAAGAGACCCUCUAUACCUCCAUCUCAUCCCUCUAUUUCUUCAUCUUAUCUCGGAGUGCAGAGGAAGACUGCUAUAAGAGACCCUCUAUACCUCCAUCUCAUCCCUCUAUUUCUUCAUCUUAUCUCGGAGUGCAGAGGGAGUUCUGCUGGAAGAGACUCUCUAUACCUCCAUCUCAUCCCUCUAUUUCUUCAUCUUAUCUCAGUGCAGAGGCAGUUCUGCUGGAAGAGACCUCUAACUCCGUCUCCUCUCUGAGUGUAGAAGAAGCCUGCUAUAAGAGACCUCUAACUCCGUCUCCUCUCUGAGUGUAGAAGAAGCCUGCUAUAAGAGACCUCUAACUCCGUCUCCUCUCUGAGUGUAGAAGAAGCCUGCUAUAAGAGACCUCUAACUCCGUCUCCUCUCUGAGUGUAGAAGAAGCCUGCUAUAAGAGACCUCUAACUCCGUCUCCUCUCUGAGUGUAGAAGAAGCCUGCUGUAAGAGACCUCUAACUCCGUCUCCUCUCUGAGUGUAGAAGAAGCCUGCUGUAAGAGACCUCUAACUCCGUCUCCUCUCUGAGUGUAGAAGAAGCCUGCUGUAAGAGACCUCUAACUCCGUCUCCUCUCUGAGUGUAGAAGAAGCCUGCUAUAAGAGACCUCUAACUCCGUCUCCUCUCUGAGUGUAGAAGAAGCCUGCUAUAAGAGACCUCUAACUCCGUCUCCUCUCUGAGUGUAGAAGAAGCCUGCUAUAAGAGACCUCUAACUCCGUCUCCUCUCUGAGUGUAGAAGAAGCCUGCUAUAAGAGACCUCUAACUCCGUCUCCUCUCUGAGUGUAGAAGAAGCCUGCUGUAAGAGACCUCUAACUCCGUCUCCUCUCUGAGUGUAGAAGAAGCCUGCUGUAAGAGACCUCUAACUCCGUCUCCUCUCUGAGUGUAGAAGAAGCCUGCUGUAAGAGACCUCUAACUCCGUCUCCUCUCUGAGUGUAGAAGAAGCCUGCUAUAAGAGACCUCUAACUCCGUCUCCUCUCUGAGUGUAGAAGAAGCCUGCUAUAAGAGACCUCUAACUCCGUCUCCUCUCUGAGUGUAGAAGAAGCCUGCUAUAAGAGACCUCUAACUCCGUCUCCUCUCUGAGUGUAGAAGAAGCCUGCUAUAAGAGACCUCUAACUCCGUCUCCUCUCUGAGUGUAGAAGAAGCCUGCUAUAAGAGACCUCUAACUCUGUCUCCUCUCUGAGUGUAGAAGAAGCCUGCUGUAAUGACACACUAUGCUAGAUGGGACACCUGCACCCACGAGUCUCUGUCCAUGUUUCUCUUUUCUUCCUCCCCCUCUAUCUUUUUUUCUGAAUUGUUUGGCUGCCUAUUGCUGACGUAUUGUAAUUCUUUACUGUUUUGUCUGUAUGCCCAGUUGUCUGUAUGCCCAGUUGUCUGUAUGCCCAGUUGUCUGUAUGCCCAGUUGUCUGUAUGCCCAGUUGUCUGUAUGCCCAGCUGUCUGUAUGCCCAGUUGUCUGUAUGCCCAGUUGUAUUUGACUGUCUGUGAAUUCAGACACAAACUGCUCUUCUCACAACUGAAUAAAAUCCUGUUUUCUACACA
Oncorhynchus keta (chum salmon) is the source of this 5590-nucleotide messenger RNA. RefSeq names its product histone-lysine N-methyltransferase SETDB1-B-like. The record is from RefSeq and is a predicted model, not a curated record. NCBI's taxonomy places the organism in Eukaryota, Metazoa, Chordata, Actinopteri, Salmoniformes, Salmonidae. Gene Ontology annotation, biological process: negative regulation of gene expression; heterochromatin organization. Gene Ontology annotation, cellular component: nucleus. Bases 53 to 3958 code for a protein of 1301 amino acids. The transcript has 25 exons. Gene Ontology annotation, molecular function: histone H3K9 methyltransferase activity; protein binding; zinc ion binding.